CAUCCUCCUACACCUCGUGUUCCCACUCAUAACAUGGCAUCCCUCCCCCUGUGCCCUUGCCUGAGUCCUCCUUUCUCGCGUUCGCGACUGUGUUACACUUGAAUCCCUCAGUACAAGAACUGUCACAUACACCCCGUUUCGCUCUUCUUCCUACAUAUCCAUAUACGCUCCCUGUGAACACGACCGGUCGAAGUUCUCGAAGAGGAUACGCCGCUCGGACUCCGCGCUAUUCCUCGACAUCACCAAUCCUACAGCUUUGCAGCAUUAUCAUCCACGGACAUUUUACCUCCGAUCGACACCCUUGUGUUCCAACCACGACCCUUCUUCAAUACCACCAUCGUCAUACUAUCCUCCUGUGAUAUUUCAACGUCGAAAGACUGGAAAGCGGAGUCGAACCUAGAACAACAACUACAACAACAAGCUCUUCGUCGAAAGACAGAACACCAAAAAAAUACCAACUGCAAAACAAUGGCCUUCCACCCACUCCACCCACGCUCCUCCCUCCGCAAACUCCGAACCUCAUUCUCCUCCUCCCCCCAACCAUCCUCCACAACCUCAACAUCCCCACUGUCAUCCUCACCCUCCUCCCGCUUCUCUUUCGGCAACACAUCAAAUUUCUCCCUCCACAACAACAACAACAACAACAAUCGACAAGCGAUCCGAAGAAAGAAAAGCGUCAUGCAAUUAGAACAAGGAGAUGAAAGGAAUCUGGUCGGAGCAGAUGUCAUUUCGGAAAUCGUCGAACCGAGGCCUACUUCGCCUGUGGUUUAUGGGGGUAUAGAAGAGAUUUUGAUGGGGAGUUUAUGAUUUUGAUUUCCAAGUUGGUUCAAUUCUGGAAUGUUUCUUUUUUCUUUUUGGAUAUUUAGCGUUGUUUUGGGAUGGCGUGGGAUUUUGUUUUGAUUAUGGUGAUUGGGAGCAGGCCGGGAGUAUAUCAUAUCGAUGGAGCAAAGGGGAGGCGGAGUAUGUGUGUUGGGUGUCACUGUCUAGCUUUGGGUAUAUCUUAUGACCUGAUGAAGCUUCUUCGUGCUUGGAAUACUUAUUGCCAGGUGGAUGGCUUUCUUUGUAUGUAUGUUGUUGAUAUGCAUUUCAACGAACAACGUUGUUUCCGGCUGCUGC
This is a messenger RNA of Pseudocercospora fijiensis CIRAD86, 1116 nucleotides long. RefSeq lists its product as uncharacterized. The transcript has a single exon. Lineage: Eukaryota; Fungi; Ascomycota; Dothideomycetes; Mycosphaerellales; Mycosphaerellaceae. Bases 469 to 807 code for a protein of 112 amino acids. The record is from RefSeq and is a predicted model, not a curated record.